AUGGGCUCUCCGAUCUCAGGUUUCAUAGCGGAAUUGGUCCUACAAGAUCCUAAAAAGAUUGCCGUCAGCCAACAGCCCCCUGUCAUUUGGUUCCGUUGCCUUGGCGACAGGCGACGUGUACGUGUUUGUCCACCGAUAUGGCAUGCGGUGUCAUGUAUCAAGGAUGUAUCGGAAGCGACCGAACGCAUUGCUGCAGGCCUAGGCGUUGCAAUUGCAAACCGUGUCAAGCCUACCAUGCGCAGCCUAAUUAUGCGAAUCAAGGACCGUUUAAAUCCCUGUGAACAGUCAGGCGUCGUGUAUCGCACAACAAGUCAAAAUUGUUCCCGUAAGUACAUACGACAGACAGGUAGUAUUCUCGGUUCGCACAUACGCGAACAUAAGCGGGCGGUACAACGGGGUGACGAAUCAUCUCAAGUGGCCGCCCAUACCUACAACAGCGGUCACGAAUUUAAUUACGUGGCUGCGAGGGUAAUCGCGCACGUUGGCAACAAAACAGGCCGCGAAUUAGUCGAAGCCUGGGUGUCAGAUGAGAACUCAUUCAAUCGAUUUAUCGAUCUGGCACCGGCAAACAUUGCGCUGCGCGGGCAUCUCUGGAAGGAUGGCACUAUCAUUUGA
This is a messenger RNA of Dibothriocephalus latus, 615 nucleotides long. The record is from the annotation of a GenBank genome assembly. Lineage: Eukaryota; Metazoa; Platyhelminthes; Cestoda; Diphyllobothriidea; Diphyllobothriidae.